This is a messenger RNA of Sordaria macrospora k-hell, 879 nucleotides long. RefSeq lists its product as uncharacterized. Gene Ontology annotation, molecular function: oxidoreductase activity, acting on NAD(P)H, oxygen as acceptor. Gene Ontology annotation, cellular component: intracellular anatomical structure. The record is from RefSeq and is a predicted model, not a curated record. NCBI's taxonomy places the organism in Eukaryota, Fungi, Ascomycota, Sordariomycetes, Sordariales, Sordariaceae.
AUGGCGGCCGAGAUGAAGGACGGAAAGUUCGCUCACGACAUCACUGUCGCUCCCCCGUCGAACAGCGUCAUGUCUCUCUUCUCCCUGAAGGGAAAGACUGCCAUUGUCACGGGAGCUGCAGCUGGUAUCGGCUACGGAGUCGCGGAGGCGUUUGCGGAAGCUGGCGCCAACGUGGCCAUCUGGUACAACAGCAACAAGAAGGCGCUUGAUGCGGCGGCAGAUAUCGAGAAGCGGUAUGGUGUGAAGUGCAAGGCAUACCAAGUCAACGUAACCUCUCUCGAAGCCGUCGAGUCCGCCGUCACCGAGAUCGUCAAGGAGUUCAACGGCCGUCUCGACAUCUUCGUCGCCAACUCGGGCAUCCCAUGGACAGACGGCCCCGCGCUCGACGGGCCCCCCGAGUCCUACAAGCGGGUCAUGGCCACCAACGUUGACGGUACCUUCUGGUGCGCCCAGGUAGCCGGCCGUCACUUCCGCAGACAAAAGCAGGAGGGGAUGACGAUCGACGGCCAGAAGCUUGAAGGGUUCACGUACGGCAGCUUCAUCGCGACGGCGAGCAUGAGCGGCCACAUUGCCAACAUCCCGCAGCUCCAAGCGGCGUACAACGCUUCCAAGGCGGCGGUCAUCCAUCUUUGUCGGUCGCUGGCGAUCGAGUGGGUGGGCUUUGCGAGAGCGAAUACCAUCUCGCCGGGGUAUAUCAGGACCGAUAUUUCGCAGUUUUGCUCGCCCGAGGUGAAGAAUGCUUGGAAGGACAAGAUUCCUAUGGGCCGUGAAGGAGAGGUCAACGAGUUGAAGGGCGCAUAUCUGUACUUUGCAUCGGAUGCGUCGUCUUACACGACGGGCACAGACCUUUUGGUUGAUGGCGGAUAUUGUGCCCCUUAA